Peronospora matthiolae is the source of this 912-nucleotide messenger RNA. The record is from the annotation of a GenBank genome assembly. NCBI's taxonomy places the organism in Eukaryota, Oomycota, Peronosporomycetes, Peronosporales, Peronosporaceae.
AUGAAGGUCGUUGCAUUUUCCCUCAUCGCUGCCGCCCUCACCGUUGCCAGUGUGCACGCUGACGUGUGUGACCAGGCGUCCGUGACGGCUCUGCUGACGUCUAGAGAAGUGGCUGCGUGUACGAGCAGCUCGGGUUACUCGCCGUCGUCGCUCAGGAGCCCCACAACUGCUCAGCUGGAGACCAUGUGCUCCGCUGAAGCCUGCCAGACCAUGCUGUCGAUUGGGACCACCAUGUUUCCAGAGGAGUGCACGAUCAACACAUUUGCGCUGCACUCUGGUCUUCUCGCGCCCGUGUCUACGUACUGCGGGAGCAGCUCCAACUCGAGCUCACUCACGGUCACUCCGACUGACACGGACGUGUUGACAUCGACGUCUACUACUGCGUCGACGGAGACGGAAGGGGCCACGUCAGACUCGAGUUGGACAGACGCGACGAUGUCUUCGGCCUUAUUCGACAAUGCCGAUCAGAAAACGACUGGCUCUCUCGAUGGGUCGGUGUCUUUGACCGACGAUGCAAAUCAGAUGACAACCGGCUCUCUCGACGAGUCGCUGUCUUUGACCAACUUGAAUGGCUCGAUGGCCUGGGACGACUACAACGGCUCGAUGGCCUGGGACGACUACAAUGGCUCGAAGGCCUGGGACAACUACAAUGACUCGACGGCUUCGGCCACCUUGGACGACGACAUGAUGAUGAGCGUCUCGGGCUCGGGCAGUGACUUUGUCAUUGAGACCCUGCCUCCUUCCACCAGCUCUGGCUCUCUAUUACUUGAUGACGAAGGUAGCGUUUCGGGCGAUCCGGAUGCUGCGGACGGGACCCCAGGUCGCGCAAGCGGUAGUGUUGUUACUAUGGGGCCGUCGUCGACUGUGUUGCUGGGAUCGGCUGUCGUUGCUACGGCUGCGCUCUUCUUGUAG